AUGUCUUCUCCGACGUCAACCGUCGAGAAGGGUAUCCGUAGGAGGUUACCACCGCCUCUCAAUCGGAUGGGACUAUUCGAACCAUAUAUUAAAGAUGGAAAGAAGAUUACGGAAAUUGUGAGAUUGAACCCAGUCGAAGUCUUCCUCGCCGGCUUCAUCCCACCAAUGUUUGGAUCUGUUUCUGCAAUUGCUAUCGCCUUGAUUUUCCAUAAUGAUGAAAUCAGUAAUUAUAAUUGGCAGUGUGGGCGUGCCCGUCUCCCAUCCCUCUCCAGAAUCAUCAAUCUCCCAGUGGAACGUACCUUCUGGCAACUGUUUCUUCUCUUCCAUGUGCCUAUUCGAGUGGUCGAACUUAUUACUGGAUUCUCCCGAUACAAACGAAUGAGAAAUGUGAACUACAAACGUGUCUGGUUGUAUGAGCUGAGUCGAUACUUGUAUUUCGUAGUUGGUCUUCUGGAAUUGAUAUUCUUAUCUGGACUAUCGAUUAUUGGAGAAAGAGAGAAUAUCCAAGUGCACGUCAUCUUCUUCUACGUCUUCGGAAUAUGUGGAAUCGUUCAUAUGAUCGCCAAUAUAUUCUGUCAUGCUCACUCGUUGUACUAUCUGAAUCCAUAUGGUCGUCUAUCCUACUAUCUGAAGAUUCUAUUCACUUCACUCUACGUCCUCUCCACUCCAAUUCUUGUCGCUUCAUUCCUUCUCUACUGGAGGAAAUGCAUCACUUGGGCAUACGAUGUGUUCGCCCUGUGUGAGUACAGUGGAGUGUUCCUGAAUAUUUGUUUCCAUGGAUGUGCAUUCUUUGAUAUUCGAUACAAAGUCACUUUCAGUGUCCGAAAAAUCGAAGACGCCAUUCAAAACGAGCCAACGAAACAGCAGCAAGUCGAGGCGAUCCCGGAGAAACACUAA
This is a messenger RNA of Caenorhabditis remanei, 897 nucleotides long. RefSeq lists its product as uncharacterized. The transcript has 8 exons. Gene Ontology annotation, biological process: GPI anchor biosynthetic process. Gene Ontology annotation, cellular component: endoplasmic reticulum membrane; Golgi membrane. Lineage: Eukaryota; Metazoa; Nematoda; Chromadorea; Rhabditida; Rhabditidae. Bases 1 to 897 code for a protein of 298 amino acids. The record is from RefSeq and is a predicted model, not a curated record.